GGGAGCAAUGGAUAGUGAGGCAACGAAUAAGAUCCUGAUAUUCGGGGGAACUGGAUACAUAGGCAAGUAUAUGGUGAAAGCAAGCAUUUCUUUAGGCCAUAAAACAUAUGCUUAUGCUCGUCCAAUCUCAGAGAAAACCAGUCUCUCCAAGCUACAACUACACAAGGAGUUUCAGUCCCUCGGUGUCAUCAUUGUCCAAGGAGAGCUAGAUGAACAUGAGAAACUUGUAAGUGUAAUUAGGGAAGUGGACGUGGUGAUAUCUGCACUAGCUUAUCCUCAAGUUCUUGACCAAUUCAAGAUCAUAGAUGCUAUCAAAGUUGCUGGUAAUAUAAAGAGGUUUCUUCCAUCAGAUUUUGGAUGUGAAGAGGACAGGGUGAGACCUCUACCUCCAUUUGACAAUUUUCUAGAGAAAAAGAGAAGAAUCAGAAGGGCAAUAGAAGCAGCCGGGAUUCCUUACACCUUCGUUUCAGCUAAUUGCUUCGGCGCUUACUUUGUUAAUUUCUUGCUUCGCCCAUAUGACCAACCAGAACAUAUACUUGUCUACGGCAGUGGUGAAGCAAAAGCUGUGUUAAAUUAUGAAGAGGAUAUAGCCAUGUGCACAAUCAAAGUGGCAAAUGACCCUAAAACGUGCAAUCGAGUUGUGAUUUAUCGUCCUCAAAAAAAUAUCAUAUCACAACUUGAAUUGAUCUCACUUUGGGAGCAAAAGACUGGUCGUACUUUCAAAAGGGUUCAUAUUGCAGAGGAAGAUUUAGUGAAACAAGCCGAGACCCUACCACAUCCAGAAAAUAUACCAAUAUCCAUUCUACACUGCAUAUUUGUAAAAGGUGAAAUGAUGAGCUUUGAACUUGAUAAGAAUGACAUUGAGGCUUCUAAGUUGUAUUCAGAUUUUCAGUUCUCCACAAUUGAUCAACUUCUUGACAUAUAUUUGUCUGAUCCUCCGAGGCCUGCAAUUGCUGCGUUUGAAUGAUCUUCAACUCUUUUUCACUCUUCAGUUCAAAACCUAUACGUUGAAGUCUUAUAUAUGUAUUUCCAUUUCUUUCUUUUCAAAUAAAAGUUUUAUUGUACUUUCUUUGUUGUAGGAUAUGUUUAACAAUAUGAAUUGGAGUUGAGCUUCAUUACCAUAAAAGGAAAAAAAAUCAAAUAAUAAUGAAUGUGAAAAUGCAUCAACAUUCAACAACAAUAUUAUAUGUUCUUUGCGAUAUUUACAUCAGUAAAUUCAAUCCUGUUAAAUGUAAUUUGUUGUUUGAGCUUAUGACGGCCUUAUUAUUAUAGGAUUUUCUUCAAGUUCUGGUUGACAAUGUUUUGAAAGCUGGCCCCACCGGUUGGACCGGAAACUGGGUUGUAAUUUGGGUCAAUCACAACUAAACUCGGCUAUAUCAAGUAACCCGGAGUAACCCACGGUUGAACCGGAAGAAUAGUAGCGAACCGUCGAUCUAACCGGCUCGGGGUCUAAACCGGGUCACUAAUAGAGGAAAACCGUUCUGCAGCUGCCUCUUCAAAGUUCAAUUCAACUCGUAAUCUACAUCAAAGAUUUUCUUGAUACAAGCAAGAGGGAGCUGGUGGUUCUUGAAAUCGUUGACUUGAUCGAUUUCUUAACACUGGCAAGACCAAAAUAUUUGGAGAUGUUGUUGUUGCUGUUGAAGGAGGUGGUGAAAACUGAAAAGGCGCGGCGACAACAGCAGUAGAGGAAGGAGGUUGGGGCUAUGGGUAUGAGGAGGAUUGACCUUGCUGGGUGUUCUCCAUUGAAUUUUGAUUAUGAUUAUGAUUAAGAUUUUUGAUGAUGAUCGGGGAUUGGUGAUGUUUGUUGGAUGAUUAGAAUGUGGAUAGAGGUGAGUUUAUUUGAUAGGAUGUGGGAGAUGUGUUUGCGCGGGUAGCGAUGAAUGAAGAAAUGAAUGGUUGAGAUUUUGUUUGAGAGCAAGAGGAUGGAAUAAGGA
Pistacia vera is the source of this 1934-nucleotide messenger RNA. RefSeq names its product eugenol synthase 1-like. The record is from RefSeq and is a predicted model, not a curated record. NCBI's taxonomy places the organism in Eukaryota, Viridiplantae, Streptophyta, Magnoliopsida, Sapindales, Anacardiaceae. Gene Ontology annotation, molecular function: oxidoreductase activity. The transcript has 5 exons. The coding region runs from base 8 to 967 and encodes 319 amino acids.